Abrus precatorius (Indian licorice) is the source of this 2493-nucleotide messenger RNA. RefSeq names its product xyloglucan galactosyltransferase MUR3. Gene Ontology annotation, molecular function: glycosyltransferase activity. Bases 320 to 2050 code for a protein of 576 amino acids. The transcript has a single exon. NCBI's taxonomy places the organism in Eukaryota, Viridiplantae, Streptophyta, Magnoliopsida, Fabales, Fabaceae. The record is from RefSeq and is a predicted model, not a curated record.
CGUUGCUAACGUGCACCUCCCUUUUCUCUCUCCUUCAUCCCUCGUUUCAUUUAUCCAUCCUUCUUCGCUCCUCUCUGCAGAUUCUGCACUCCUUUCUCUCUUCCCUGUUUUUCUGCACCUGAUCUAACCUCGAUUCCUCAAAUUAAAUCUCGUAACUCACCCUUAUUCCUCGAUAUUCGUGUUCAUCUUCCUGCUACCACACUCUUCUUCCCUUUCCCCGUUUUCAGAAAACCCCCAAUUUCCUCACUCCCCAAACCAUUGAGUUCUAGGGUUUCGAUUGAUCCAUGAAUCGUGAUUACUGGAUCGGAACUGGAAUGAAAUGAGACGGCGCCCCGUGGCGGGAUUUCUCCCCGAACAAAUGGAGAAAUCAACGAGCAAGAAUCACAAUUCCAGAAUUUGCUUCCUCGCUUCUCUCUCUGCGUUCUUCUGGUUCUUGCUCCUCUACUUCCAUUUCGUUGUCCUCGGUGAGCAGUCCACCAAAAUAGGUCAAGUUCCCGUCAAUAUCGAAUCCCACCAACUUCAACAACAACUUACACAACCGUUCCAGAACCCUCCCCGGAAGAACAUUGGGUUCCCUCAUGUGGAGGAAGUGAAAACCCCUUCAAAAAGUUUCAAUUUCCCCUUUAUGAGAGCCCUAAGAACUGCUGAGAACAAGAGUGAUCCUUGUGGAGGGAGGUAUAUAUAUGUGCAUGAUCUUCCCUCCAGGUUCAACGAGGACAUGUUGAAGGAGUGCAAAAGUUUGAGUCUUUGGACCAACAUGUGCAAGUUCACCACCAAUGCUGGUCUUGGGCCACCCCUUGAGAAUGUCGAUGGUGUUUUCUCUGAUACUGGUUGGUAUGCCACUAAUCAGUUUGCUGUUGAUGUGAUAUUCAGUAACAGGAUGAAGCAGUAUGAAUGCUUGACUCGUGAUUCAUCCAUUGCUGCUGCAAUCUUUGUGCCCUUUUAUGCUGGUUUUGACAUUGCACGUUAUCUUUGGGGUUACAAUAUCUCCAUGAGGGAUGCUGCAUCGCUUGAUCUUGUUGAUUGGCUCAUGAAGAGGCCUGAGUGGAGCAUCAUGAAUGGGAGAGACCAUUUUCUUGUUGCUGGGAGGAUAACAUGGGAUUUCAGGAGAUUGACAGAAGAGGAAUCGGAUUGGGGGAACAAGCUUUUGUUUUUGCCUGCUGCUAAGAACAUGUCUAUGCUUGUGGUGGAAUCGAGUCCUUGGAACGCUAAUGACUUUGGGAUUCCUUAUCCCACUUAUUUCCACCCUGCAAAAGAUGAUGAUGUGUUCAUUUGGCAGGAGAGGAUGAGAAGGUUAGAGAGGAAGUGGCUUUUCUCCUUUGCUGGGGCGCCACGUCCUGAUAACCCCAAAUCCAUUAGGGGACAGAUAAUUGACCAAUGCAAGAGAUCGAAGGUUGGGAAGUUGUUAGAGUGUGAUUUUGGGGAGAGCAAGUGUCAUUCUCCCAGCAGCAUAAUGCAGAUGUUUCAGGGGUCCCUUUUCUGCCUUCAACCGCAGGGUGAUUCCUACACCAGAAGAUCUGCUUUUGAUUCAAUGCUGGCUGGUUGUAUACCUGUCUUUUUCCAUCCGGGUUCGGCUUAUACGCAAUACACUUGGCAUCUUCCUAAGAAUUAUACCAAGUAUUCUGUGUUCAUUCCUGAGGAUGAUAUUAGGAAGAGGAAUGUCAGCAUUGAGGAGAGGCUUAGUCAGAUUCCUCCUGAGCAAGUGAGGAUCAUGAGGGAGGAGGUCAUUAGUCUCAUUCCAAGACUAGUGUAUGCAGAUCCUCGUUCUAAAUUAGAAACUCUUAAGGAUGCAUUUGAUGUUUCUGUACAAGCAGUGAUUGACAAGGUUACCAAUUUGAGGAAGGAUAUCAUUGAAGAUCGCAUUGAUGAAAACUUCAUUGAGGAGAACAGUUGGAAAUAUGCAUUGUUGGAUGAGGGACAGCGUGAGGUUGGACCUCAUGAAUGGGAUCCUUUCUUCUCCAAACCGAAGGAUGGCAGCGGGGAUUCUGGUGAUUCUUCUGCUGAAGCUGCAAAAAAUUCGUGGAAAAAUGAGCAAAGAAAUCAAUCAUGAUUCAUGAAGGGGAGAUAAAAGUUGCAUCUGCAGGUUUUCUUAAUUGUGGUUCAAUGCUGACACUAAUGAUUUCCCUGAAUUAAGGAAGAAUUACAGCUAUAAAAUAAUUGCUGGGUCCUUCCUGUGGUCUUACUGCAGAACGUGCAUUCGAGUUUAUUGACCAGGAUUCAUCAUUGAAAACCCCUAGCAUGGAGAGAUAUUCUCCGCUUUCUACAGUUUUGUUAUAUAGAUAAUUUUUCUGAUUUCCGUCUUAUGUAUUCUCCUUAGUGGUUCCUAGAUGUAUUUUCCAAUGUUUAAUAAUUUAUUUGAUAGAAUAUAUUUUUCCACUUAAUUCAUACAGGAAGUAUACACAAAUUUAUGGUUCACGGUUAGUUGAAGUGUGCACUUGAUUGGUUCAUUUGGCAGCUCUUACCUGUGUUAAUGAAUUUAUUGAAUCGUGGCUA